AUGUCUUCAUUAGCAGAGGCAGACUUCCGCUGCAAGCAUGGAGACACUAUCUGUGAGAUCCGUGUGUACGAGCAGGAGGUGAUCAUCGUGCCCAUCUUUCUGCUGGCCAUCUUCCUGGUCACUGUGGUUUUCAUUUUCCUGCUGCACUUUUGUCCAGAGAAAGUCGAACGCCUCCGUCCGCAGGUCUCAAAGUCGACCGCCAGGAGAGCGCUGCAUGGCAUCGAUGCUCCACCAGGUAUCAAUGUCAUGGAGCAUGAAAGCAUCGCUCUGGACGUGCCCAGUUCCUACUCCACCUUCCACCCCCCGAACAAUUACCUCUCCAAAACCCUCUCUGUGUCGGUGGACAAACCCCCUCUUCCACCCAACCACCCACCGCAGCCCUCCAAGCCCAGUUUCAUUCCCAUCGCCCAGCCCAGAGAGUUGCCCCGUCAGAGGCUCCCCGAGUCCUUCAACCUGGUCACACCUCUGCCUGUUGCCUUCUCCCUGCGCUCCGAGACCUCCGUGUCCCUCUACAGGGCCCGAAUGGAAAACAGGAACGUGGUGCUGAGAGUCCUGAACGACACCGCAGAUGCCGAAGAAAGACACAACUUCCUGGGCUUUGCGUCCUUCUUGUCGCAGCUGGGACCCCAUCCCUUCCUGCCAGAGCUUCUCGGUGUGGUUUCACUUCGAGCUCCGCUGGUUACAGUUGUGGAAGAGCUGGAGAACAGAGACCUGCUCAGCUUCCUGUGGAGAUGCAGACAGGAACAUGUGGAUCCUCCAUGUGAGAUGACUGAGAGACGGAUAUUUACCAUGGCCAAACAGGUGGCCUCAGCUCUGGAGUUCCUGCACAGCAAAGAUCUUCUUCAUGGACAAAUUCGUGCUCGCAGCAUUCUGGUCACCAAGGAGUACACUGCCAAGCUUUGGGGCCUGCAUGGUGUCUACACAAGGAAGAACCAGGGAGCCACUAAGAAAGAUGAUGCCAGCAUGAAGAAAUGGCAGGCACCAGAGGUGUUGGCUAAGAGAACGGCCGGGAUGAGCAGCGACAUCUGGUCACUUGGCAUAUUACUGUAUGAAAUGGCAACAUUGGGUGAAGCUCCAUUUGCAGAAAUCUCAGUUAAUGAGCUUCUGCAGUUUCACCAACGAGGGAAAAGUCUGAAAAAGCCUUCCAACUGUUCCAACACGCUAUACGCCACCAUUAAGGGUUGUUGCCAGUGGAAGGAUCAAGAACGACCCACUUUGGCUGAGGUGAGCCGCAAGCUUCUCUCAGGAGAGAAAAGUGCCUCCGACAAAGUGCUCAAGGCGCCUACGACGGUUAACAUUGAGCAGUACCUGCGGGAAGCAGGAUACGGGGAAACCAACAGCUACACUGUUUUCUGAUCACUGCUUGUGCCAGCAAAAUGAAUUGCACUAUUCUCCUCAUUGGUGCACUUCUACAAAACAAUAUAUUUCAGGUGCAAUGAAAGAGUUCUUAACUUUGUUUAUGAGAGCUUUGGAAACUAAAAUUGUACUUUUAUUUUGGUAUGUAUUCUCUUACUUCUGGUUCCUACAAACGUGUGCUAAAUACUUACUUUUGGGAACCAUUUAUUUCCAUUUAGGUAAGACCUCAUUCAUACGCGUCUUCAUCUGUCGAGGCAAUACCUAAAUCUUUCAGGUUCAGUUGGAGAAAUACAACCAGUAAAUAAAGAUGUGUAAACUUGACCAAUGUACAGCCGCUGCAUCCUGAACCUGUAGUCGACACUGUCAAUUUAUGACGGUUAACAGAUCUUGUUUAUAACCUAAAGCACAUUUAUAUUAACAGAUGUAAUAUAUCAUUUGGCAGUUGUGGAAAUGAAGAGCACAUAAAUGUAUAUAAGCUUUUAUUACACUCACUGUCUUCUCUAAGAGCGCAGUUCAUGUGAACAUCUACAAGUAAGAAAUUAACUCAAACUGUUUAUACAAAUUGAAAUGUGAAUAAAGAUAUAUCAAGUCCUA
Molecule: messenger RNA, 1950 nt
Organism: Cottoperca gobio
Lineage: Eukaryota; Metazoa; Chordata; Actinopteri; Perciformes; Bovichtidae
Gene: styk1b
Product: serine/threonine/tyrosine kinase 1b
Exons: 9
Coding region: 1-1356 (451 amino acids)
Biological process (GO): multicellular organism development; protein phosphorylation; cell surface receptor protein tyrosine kinase signaling pathway
Cellular component (GO): signaling receptor complex; plasma membrane
Molecular function (GO): transmembrane receptor protein tyrosine kinase activity; ATP binding
Source: RefSeq, a predicted model, not a curated record